Messenger RNA from Closterium sp. NIES-67, 1344 nucleotides. NCBI's taxonomy places the organism in Eukaryota, Viridiplantae, Streptophyta, Zygnematophyceae, Desmidiales, Closteriaceae. The record is from the annotation of a GenBank genome assembly.
AAGCUCCCAGCACGCCUGCAUUGCGGAUUCGCCCUCCCUUGCUCGCGAGCAGCGAGGCGUAGCUGACGGCAUUGGCACUGACAGGCCGACGGCAGACGGAAGGGCAUGGCUGGAGGAGCAGAGGCGGCGAGCGGUGUGGUGGUCGACGUCUCCACGCCACUGCUGCCGCGCGAGGCCGCUCGUUCUCGGGAAUGCGUGUCAUCGCCGAAUGGGAGCCCCUCACCGCCGCAUUCCCCGGCAGCACGUCGCAUCGUUGCAGCCGCAAAGAUCGCCGCAAUCGUCGGGUGCGUCGCCCUGCUCGGCGCGCUCUGCCUGCUCGUGCCGCGCCGAGCUGCCCUCGAGACAAGUGCUGAUGACGCCGUCAGCAGCAGCAGCAGCAGCGCGGCUGUGCGAUUCUUCGCGUUCGGCGACUGGGGUCGCAACGGUACCUUCAACCAGUCGCUGAUCGCACAGCAGAUGGGUACAGUGGGGCAGCAGAUGGCCCCGCAGUUCGUGGUGUCAGUGGGCGACAACUUCUACGACGAGGGGCUCACGGACGUCAACGACGACCAGUUCACGCGCUCCUUCUCCAACAUCUACACGCACCGCAGCCUGCAGGUCCCCUGGUAUGCAGUGCUGGGCAACCACGACUACUACGGCAACGCCUUGGCGCAGCUGCACCCAGCCUUGGCCAACAGGGACCCGCGCUGGGUGUGCCGCCGCAGCAUGGCGCUCUCGCUGCCGCUGUGCGCCGCUCCCACCGUGGACUGCGCUGACCUGGUGGACCUCUUCCUCUACGACUCCACGCCCCUCGUCCCCGCAUACCGCCACAAGAAGGGGCGGCGCGUGGACUGGCGCGGGCUCAACACAGGCAACUGGAGCCAGCAGGAGGCGGCGCAGCUGCAGGAGCUGGAGGGGUGGGUGGGCAACUCGCGGGCGCGGUGGAAGGUGGUGGUGGGGCACCACCCGGUGUUCAGCUAUGGGCACCACGGCCACCAGCAGGAGAUGGUCGACCGUGUCAAGCCUCUGCUGGAGCGGUACGGAGUGGACGCGUAUCUCAACGGCCACGACCACAACAUGCAGCACGUCAAGAGGGACGACAGUCCGGUGCACUACUUCACGGUGGGCGGGGGCUCCAAGGCGUGGCGCAGCGAUGCACCCUCGGAGGCCCCCGGGCUGCGCUUCUACUUCCCGGGGCAGGGCUUCAGCGCGCUGCAUGUGGACACGGAUACACUCUCCGUUGCCUUCUAUGGCGUGGACGGCCAGCAGAUGUACUCCACCACCCUGCGCAAAUAACAGCUCUCUGUAGCCUGGCUGUAGCCAAAGGUUUAAACUCAUUUGUCAUUUAUGUAUGCAUUUAUGUAC